Dictyostelium discoideum AX4 is the source of this 1584-nucleotide messenger RNA. RefSeq lists its product as hypothetical. The coding region runs from base 1 to 1584 and encodes 527 amino acids. The transcript has a single exon. Lineage: Eukaryota; Evosea; Eumycetozoa; Dictyosteliales; Dictyosteliaceae. The record is from RefSeq and is a predicted model, not a curated record.
AUGUUUUCGUUUUUAAAAGGAAAAAAAACAAAAGAAUCAUCAAAUAACUUAAAAGAAGAUAAAGUCGAAGAAAUUGAAGAGCAAGAAGAAGAAGAAGAAGAAUAUAGUAUUAUUUUUAAAAUUAUAAAAAAAGUUAAUAAUAAUAAACAACAACAAGAAAUUAAUGAUAAUAGUGAAUUAUUUUUUAAAUUAUUAAAAAAUCAAUAUAUAAAGAAUGAAAUAUUUAAACAAUGUAAACUUUAUAAACAAUAUUCAAAUGAAAAAUAUUUAGUACAAGAUUAUAAAGAAUUUAGUGAAAUUAAAGAAAUCAAUUGUUAUAUUAAGGAAUUAAAUUUUAAAAAAGUUGAUCCAUUUUUAGGAUUCAAUGAUUUAAUAAAUGAAAUUAAAAUUCCAAAAACCAUUGAAAUAAUAUCAUUUGGUUUUGAUAAACAAUCAUUUAAAGAUAUAAAUCUUGGAUUAAUAUUACCAAAAUCAAUAUCAACACUAAAGAUUGGUAAAUAUCCAAAACAAGUGAUACUUGAACCAACCGAUAUACCAAAACAUAUUAAAAAAUUAGUAUUGGAAGAAGGUUUUGAAAAUCAAAGAACUUAUUCAAAAACUAAAUAUGUUAGUACUAUACCAUUCAUACCAUCGACUGUGAAAACAUUGGUUAUCAAUAGCACCUAUUUCGGUACGAGACUUGGCGAAAUUCCAAAAUCACUUACCACACUUGACAUUGGUUUAAGUGGCCAUGCAAGAGUGUUUGACAAAGGUUAUUUACCACGUGAUUCUACAUCAUUGACUGAUAUUAAAAUUGGUAAUUGUAUGAAUAAUCAAUGGCUACAGGCUGGUGAUAUACCAAAUUGUGUUAGAGUGAUUAGAUUUAAUAAUGGUUUUGAUCAGCCUUUAAAACGUGGGAUCAUUCCAUCAGGUGUAACUAAAGUAUUGUUUAACAAAGGUUCGAAUUUUAAUUGUCCACUUGAAGUUGGUAGUUUCCCAUCAACCUGUACUGAAAUCCAAUUUGGUAGUUCAUUCAGCCAAGAUAUUAAACAAGGUCAUUUACCAGAUAAUUUAAUAUCUUUGAAUUUAGGCCACUAUUUCAAUAGAGAUUUCAUUCUACCAUCAACAUCAGCUACAUUGAAAACCUUAAUUUUGUCAAUUAAUUUUAAUUUACCACUUAAAGUAGGUGACCUUCCAACAAGUUUAGAACAUUUAGAAUUUGGUGAUGAAUUUAAUAAACCAUUAGCAAAGGGUGUGUUACCACCAAAUCUAACUUUUUUAAAAUUAAGUAAAUACUUUGCUCAACAAUUAAAAGCUGGUGAUUUACCAUCAUCAAUUAAAACAUUAAUAAUCUCAAGUGUAAAAUUAAAUGAAUCAAUGAUAAAAGCAAUUCCUUCAAGUGUAACUUAUUUAAUACUAUCCUAUUUACCAUCUACAAUCAAUAAAUAUACUUCACUAUUACAACCAAUCUCAACAACACUAAAUCAUUUAGAAUACUUUUAUUCUCAAGAUGAAAAUCCAAUUGAUUUCACUCAAUUACCAAAUGGUUUAAAAGUAACAUAUUCAAAUAAUAAAUCACCAAAAACAAUUAUAAUUAAUAAUUAA